GCCCGGCCCUGCAGAGCGGAGGUCUGCGGGCUCCAGUUUAGUAAAGCGCAUGCAAACCCGGCCAGAAGCCACCGCACUUAUCAGCAGAUCUCAUGAUUGUUUGGUAAAGGCUCUGCGGGUCUACACAGGUCACCUCCCUCGGAACUCUGCGACUCCACGUCGAAGCCAGCCCUCGGCCCCACUGCAGUCGGGCGGUUACAGCCGCGGGAGACCUGGAGGCGGUGGCAGCGGCCCAGGAACUAGCAGCAGCGCCCGGGAAAGAAGCAGAAAGAGAAGAGUAUUGUCUCCUAGGAAUCCAGCCCUGGAGAAACGAGGAAAAUUCUUCCCAGGAUGGUCUCCCAUUCAGAGUUGAGGAAACUUUUCUGUUCAGCUGAUGCAGUGUGCUUUGAUGUUGACAGCACAGUCAUCAGAGAAGAAGGAAUUGAUGAGCUGGCCAAAUUCUGUGGAGUUGAGGAUGCUGUGUCAGAAAUGACACGGCGAGCCAUGGGCGGGGCAGUGCCUUUCAAGGCUGCCCUCACAGAGCGCUUAGCUCUGAUACAGCCCUCCAGGGAACAGGUGCAAAGGCUUAUAGCAGAGCACCCACCACACCUGACCCCCGGCAUAAGGGAGCUAGUAAGUCGCCUACAAGAGCGAAAUGUUCAGGUUUUUCUAAUAUCUGGAGGCUUUAGGAGCAUUGUGGAGCAUGUUGCUUCAAAGCUCAACAUCCCAUCAACCAAUGUAUUUGCCAACAGGCUGAAAUUCUACUUUAAUGGUGAAUAUGCAGGUUUUGAUGAGAUGCAGCCAACAGCCGAAUCUGGUGGGAAAGGAAAAGUUAUUAAACUUUUAAAGGAAAAAUUUCAUUUUAAGAAAGUAGUCAUGAUUGGAGAUGGAGCCACAGACAUGGAAGCCUGUCCUCCUGCUGAUGUUUUCAUUGGAUUUGGAGGAAAUGUGAUCAGGCAACAAGUAAAGGACAACUCGGAAUGGUACAUCACUGAUUUUGUAGAGCUUUUGGGAGAACUGGAAGAAUAAGAUCAGUUUUUAUACAGUUCAUAGCAACUUCAGGUUAAUUUUUAAAAGUUAUACAGUUUGAUACUGUUUGCUUCCAAUUGCAUAUUAGGACUUAAUAUAUAAAUGUAGUACUGAUUAUCUGUACUUCCAAGUAAACUAUAGUUAGGGCUCGUAGAACAUUGUGGUUCUUUUUUUUUUUUUUUAACUGUAGUUCCGGUAUUAUUAUGACCAUUUAAUUACCUGGAGAGUUUUAUAAUUUGAAUUUUUUAUGUAUUUUCCUAGCUAUAUUUUAUUUGAAGGCUUUUGAAGGUGGAUAGUAAAUUAAACACCUUCAUUAUUGGAAAUAUGGAUUAGGCAGCUUUAAGUGAAAUUGGUUUUCCCUUUAUAUAUAAAUAAAAGUUUAUCCACAUAUCAGAA
Molecule: messenger RNA, 1404 nt
Organism: Lipotes vexillifer (Yangtze River dolphin)
Lineage: Eukaryota; Metazoa; Chordata; Mammalia; Artiodactyla; Lipotidae
Gene: PSPH
Product: phosphoserine phosphatase
Exons: 7
Coding region: 331-1008 (225 amino acids)
Biological process (GO): dephosphorylation; L-serine biosynthetic process
Cellular component (GO): cytoplasm
Molecular function (GO): magnesium ion binding; L-phosphoserine phosphatase activity
Source: RefSeq, a predicted model, not a curated record